This is a messenger RNA of Carassius carassius (crucian carp), 2185 nucleotides long. RefSeq names its product glucose-6-phosphate exchanger SLC37A2. The record is from RefSeq and is a predicted model, not a curated record. Gene Ontology annotation, cellular component: endoplasmic reticulum membrane. Gene Ontology annotation, biological process: phosphate ion transmembrane transport; glucose-6-phosphate transport. The transcript has 18 exons. Bases 61 to 1545 code for a protein of 494 amino acids. Gene Ontology annotation, molecular function: glucose 6-phosphate:phosphate antiporter activity. NCBI's taxonomy places the organism in Eukaryota, Metazoa, Chordata, Actinopteri, Cypriniformes, Cyprinidae.
UUGUUGUUUUAGUUACAUUUUUAUUUUUUUGCAACGAGACAAAUAACAAUAAGGGUAAAAAUGAGAUCGCUUGCCCCGGGAAUCAAACUCAUCACCUCUUUCUCUAGAGACAGCUGGUACCGGUUCUUCAUCCUCAUCCUCACGUUUGUCUUCUAUACCACCUAUCACCUCUCUCGAAAGCCUAUCAGUAUUGUCAAGAGCCAGCUGCACAGAAACUGCUCUUAUGUUAUUCAUCCAGCAGACCUCAACAUCACUGACAAUGACACCUGGUGCGAUUGGGCUCCUUUUGACCAGAACAAUUACCAGUACCUAUUUGGAGUGUUGGACAACUGCUUCCUCGUUGCUUAUGCUAUUGGCAUGUUCUUUAGUGGGAUGUUUGGAGAGCGAUUGCCUUUGCGUUACUACCUGAGCUCAGGGAUGAUUCUCAGUGGCCUUUUCACUGUUCUCUUUGGCCUGGGCUUUUACUGGCAAAUCCACUCUCUGUGGUAUUACUGCUUAGUUCAGGCCUUGAAUGGGCUGGUGCAGACCACAGGCUGGCCGGCGGUGGUAGCAUGUGUUGGGAACUGGUUUGGGAAGGGAAAGCGUGGAUUCAUCAUGGGGAUCUGGAACUCUCAUACCUCAGUAGGAAACAUUCUGGGCUCCCUCAUCGCUGGAGUCUAUGUGUCGUCCUCGUGGGGCCUGUCAUUCAUUGUGCCUGGAAUCAUCAUCGCUUCUGCUGGAGUCAUCUGCUUUUUAUUCUUGGUUGAAAAACCUGAAGAUGUGAACUGUACUCUACCACAACACCAUGAGAGUGUGGAGCAGGAGCCUCUACUGAGGAACUCAUCCAGUAAUGAAGAGAUCUUCAGCACUAACACCUCCACAGCCGUAGAGCCGGCGGAGAAUCACACAGAAGCCAUCAGCUUCUGCGGCGCACUCAGGAUUCCUGGUGUGGUGGAGUUCUCUCUGUGUUUGCUUUUUGCUAAGCUGGUCAGCUACACCUUCCUUUACUGGCUUCCUUUAUACAUCGCUAAUGUCGCUCAUUUUGACCCUAAAGAAGCUGGGGACCUAUCUACGUUGUUUGAUGUUGGAGGAAUUGUGGGUGGCAUCCUGGCUGGACUGAUAUCAGACUACAGUGGAGGCAGAGCCACUACUUGCUGUGCCAUGUUGAUCAUUGCUGCUCCUAUGCUGUUCCUGUACAAUAAAAUUGGGCAGAAUGGCUUGCCGACCACCAUUGGCAUGCUGCUGUGGUGUGGUGCUCUCGUGAAUGGACCCUAUGCCCUCAUCACCACUGCUGUAUCAGCUGACCUAGGGACCCACGAGUGCCUGAGAGGGAACUCUAGAGCACUGUCCACUGUAACCGCUAUUAUUGACGGCACUGGAUCAAUAGGCGCAGCUAUUGGGCCUCUGUUGGCUGGUCUGAUUUCUCCCACCGGUUGGAAUAAUGUAUUCUAUAUGCUCAUUGCUGCUGAUGUGCUGGCCUGUCUGCUAUUGUCCAGGCUGGUGUAUAAGGAGGUCAGAGGAUGGUGCGGAUACACUUCACGGCAGAGAGGGUUCAAAGAGAUCUGAGCCGCCCGUCGAACAAGAGAAUAUCACACCUGUGACGGAAAAUUCCCUGCAGCAAAACGACAAAAAAAGGGACAUGGGUUGAUCCAACACACCAAGCCUUUUUAUGCCCAAGGGUUAUUUUAUAUGAAAAUUGUAACAUGAGACUUUCAUCCUUUUAUACUGAUAAUGAAACGAAGCUCAGCUGCUGCAGUGAAGGAGGAGGAAAGUUACAGACACCCUCGUAUAACACAAGACAAACACAAGACGAUCGUCAUUUUAAUACAGUUACUGAAGCUCAAUACAAAUGUACCUUUUUUCUAGCGUUAAAAUAUGCCAUUAGUGCUUUGUCCUUUUAUCUGCGUGAUCAUUCGUACGUUUCCUGUUCAAGCACAUGUCCUGCUUGUUAUUGUUAUGUAUUUCAGUAGAUAUUGAGGUCGUGUUAAUGUGAAUACACACUUAAUCCCUCUCAACUUCCUUAAAAUACUGAGUAGCUCCAAGCAUCCCAAGAGAGCCUCUGGGUUUUAUCCUCUCAUGGUUCGUAUGUCUGGAAUCACAUCACUGGUAGCUGGUGUUCUGGCUUUAGGGUAUAUAGAUAUUAUCAGCUUCUGUCAAAAUGAGAAUGUGUGUGAAAGGCUAACAGUCUUCUGCAGAAUAAUGCUCU